This is a messenger RNA of Daphnia pulicaria, 4247 nucleotides long. It is a transcript of the gene CaMKII, whose product is annotated as calcium/calmodulin-dependent protein kinase type II alpha chain. The transcript has 22 exons. Gene Ontology annotation, biological process: protein phosphorylation. Bases 627 to 2627 code for a protein of 666 amino acids. Lineage: Eukaryota; Metazoa; Arthropoda; Branchiopoda; Diplostraca; Daphniidae. Gene Ontology annotation, molecular function: calmodulin binding; ATP binding; calcium/calmodulin-dependent protein kinase activity. The record is from RefSeq and is a predicted model, not a curated record. Gene Ontology annotation, cellular component: cytoplasm; neuron projection.
UCCUGUGAUAUCACAAAGGCGUCAACUCAAGCGACGGUCGUAGCUCUCGGGACUUUUCGGGACUUUCGGGGGGCUGUUUGGGGUUCGGCGUCGCAGUUAGCAUUGCAUUCGAUAGUGUAGUGCCAACAGAGUCGGGAGGAGGGUGUUCGUUACACAUUGAGAGACUGCCACGACUCAUCACACACACGUCUUCACACUCACGCCAAAUCGUGCAGUGUGCAGUGUGCAAGAGUAAAUAUAAGAAUUCCAGGUUAUUGUGUGUGUGCGUGUGUGUGUGUUGUUUCCCCUCUCUUUCUCUGCUGCUGCUGCUGCUGGAGAGAGUUGUGAGUGUACCGAGCCGAUUGUUUUAUCCGUUUACUAGUCUCGUUCGAGUUGACCUGAACGAAAGAUCACGUCCAUUUUCGAUCCCCUCUGGCCAUAAGUGAGAGUGAUUCGCUGAGCAUGUCGGCCAUUGGUGGUUAAGUGAAUGGUGUCGAAGACAAUUCAAAAGAAGUUUUUCUAGAAAGUACACGCCAAAAAUACGAACUUCAUAAGAAAAAAGAAACGAAAUCGAUCGGAACUGAAUUUCCAAAAGGGUUUUCAGACUUUUGGAGCGAGCACACAACGGCCAACUAGAUCCAUCCAUCAUGGCUCUGAACGCUACCACACGUUUUAGCGAUAAUUACGAACUGAAAGAAGAAUUAGGAAAGGGAGCCUUUUCGAUUGUGCGGCGAUGCGUCCAAAAAUCCACCGGGUUGGAGUUUGCGGCCAAGAUCAUCAACACCAAAAAGUUGUCGGCUCGAGAUUUCCAGAAACUGGAACGAGAGGCCCGCAUCUGCCGCAAACUUCAGCACCCCAAUAUCGCUACACAUGAACCUUAUGGUGGUCAUUGGCGAGGGAAGGGUGAUCAAGCUUUGCUUCGACUCCACGACAGCAUACAGGAGGAGAGCUUUCAUUACCUCGUAUUCGACCUUGUGACGGGCGGCGAACUCUUCGAGGACAUCGUUGCCCGCGAAUUCUACAGCGAAGCCGAUGCGUCGCACUGCAUCCAACAGAUUUUGGAGAGCGUCAACCAUUGUCACCAAAACGGCGUCGUUCACAGGGAUCUCAAGCCGGAAAAUCUGCUCCUGGCCAGCAAAGCCAAAGGAGCCGCAGUCAAGUUGGCCGACUUUGGUCUGGCCAUUGAAGUUCAGGGCGAACAGCAAGCCUGGUUCGGCUUCGCUGGAACGCCCGGAUACCUGUCCCCAGAGGUGCUGAAGAAGGAGCCUUACGGGAAACCUGUGGAUAUCUGGGCUUGCGGUGUGAUUCUGUACAUUUUAUUGGUUGGAUACCCGCCGUUCUGGGAUGAGGACCAGCAUCGAUUGUACGCACAGAUCAAAGCUGGAGCUUACGAUUAUCCGUCACCGGAAUGGGACACGGUGACACCAGAAGCCAAAAAUCUCAUCAAUCAGAUGUUGACUGUCAACCCUGCCAAGCGCAUCACGGCCGCCGAAGCCCUUAAACACCCAUGGAUCUGCCAACGAGAACGUGUUGCCAGUGUGGUCCACAGACAGGAGACAGUCGACUGCCUCAAGAAAUUCAACGCCCGCCGCAAGUUAAAAGGCGCCAUUUUGACGACAAUGUUGGCUACGCGGAACUUUUCCAGCCGGAGCAUCAUCAACAAGAAGAGCGACGGUUCCAACGUCAAGGAGUCAACCGAUAGCAGCACGACGAUCGAAGAGGAUGACGUCAAAGAAAAGUCCAAGGGAGUGGUGGAUCGCAGUUCGACCGUCAUCGCCAAAGAGCCUGAAGUGACGCAACCGAGUUUGGCGGACGGCGGAGUCGCCUCCUGCCAGUCGAGCUCAACGGCGCCAGACGCAGUUGGCACUGGGACCGCAGCGAAUGCAACGCAAAGGGCUAGUGCCGAAGCAGCGAUGAUGGCCAAAGCUCUUGCCUCGUUGACGGCUGCCACACCCUUGCCGUCGUCCGCUUCUGGCGGCGGCGGCAGCGGCGGCGGCGGUAUCAACAAACCGGCCAUCCUUAGCGCGAUCCUCCGCACCGCCGUUCCAGAUCAAGCGACCAAAGUGGAGAAGAGUCAGGUCGCCCCUGCGGUCCCAGCCGCCCCCAUGGCCGCAGUUCAACAUCAUCGAGUUGGCACUCAGCCAGCCGAUCCAAUGCGACCGGACGUUCGACUUACCGCUACGGCCAAGACGUGCUCCCAGUUGCCCAGCAACUGGAACGGCUCAGCCAGGAAACAAGAGAUCCUCAAGCUGACGGAGCAACUGCUGGAAGCCAUCAGCGCUGGUGAUUAUGAAACCUACGCGAAAAUAUGCGACCCGCAUGUGACAUCGUUUGAGCCGGAAGCUCUUGGCAAUCUCGUGGAAGGGCUCGAGUUCCACAAAUUCUUCUUCGACAACCUUCUAGGCAAGAAUUGCAAAUCAAUCAACACACUGAUCCUCAACCCUCACAUCCAUUUGAUGGGCGAGGAUGCCGCCUGCAUUGCAUACGUCCGUCUGACUCAAUUCGUGGACAAACAAGGGCAGGCGCACACACAACAGAGCGAAGAAACCCGCGUGUGGUACCGCCGUGAUGGCAAAUGGCUGAAUGUUCACUUUCACCGAUCGGGAGCCUCAACUCCUUGUACUCUUCCGUAUCAUCAAAAUAAAUAACAACACACCUUACCCUAUUAAAAAAAAAGAAAAGAAAAAAAACCAAAAAACUUACUUCUCCCUCCUCUCUCUGUCUCCCUGUCUUUUUUCAUUUCCUCUUUUCUUUCCAUCUAUCUAUUUCCCACAAUGGAAAAGUAUAUUAUAUAUUUAGAUCCACCGUCUUGUCAUUUCAAGAUUCUUGAUCCUAUCCCCAUCUAAUCCUAGGCUUUGAAAAAUGAAAACUAGUUGGAGAUAUGAAUAAAAGAGCUUAGAUGUGAUCCUCUGUCGAUUGUGGGCAACGCACCACCGAUCAUGCGUGGAACAUUCGGCGAUAUUUCGAUUAAUACUGGAUUGUUUUUCUUUUACUUUCAUUUCGUAUUUUGAUUCUUUUCCUGUCUCUUUUGUCGUCUUGUCAUCUGUACGUGGACGAGUCAGCCAGAGAGAGAGAGAGAGAGAUGAAACCCGAAAGAUAUAUCAUGAAAGAAGAUCGAAUGAAGAAACACCCAAAGUGCGCUCCAUUUUCUCCUACUCCAGCUUCACGAGAGAAUGCGUUUUACUGCAUUUGCGAGAUUGCAAAGAAGUGAAUAAUGAUUGGCGGGGAAUGAAGUGUCAGAAACAUUUGGAAUCCUCGCAGGGUUUUCUUUGGCCCACUCCUUCUGUAUCACCGCGGAUGGAAAAAAGUCAGAAAUUGAUCGACACAAAACUGAUGGGAUUCUUUUUUUUUUCUUCAAUCCGAAUUCCUUCUUUGAAAAAAACAAAAAAUGCUAAGACUCUUUUCUUUUAAAACUCUGCGCCAUUUGCGGCGUUUUCUUUCAUUUCGGCUCGUCCAUUUUUUCUUGUUUUUUAUUUCCUUCUUUCAUCAUCAGGCUCACUCUCUCCUUUUAUUUUCUAAUCCACUCGUUUCGUACUCGGCGGUUGCCAUGACAAGCAUUUUGUAUUAUUUAGAUAUAUUCAAAUCUAUUUGCCUCUAAUUGAACAAAAGAAGUGAAAGAGAUAAGAAAAUUAUCCUCCCGGCCUCCCAUUUUGUAGGAAAGGGGAAAAUCACAUUUUGUUUGCCGUGAAAAAGAAAAAAAAAAUGUGUUGGGCGAGAGGCUCAAAUUUGAUCAGCCGUUUCGUCUUUUUGUUUUUUUGUAUCAUGAUACAUUGAUUUGUUUAUUCAUUUUUUUUAUUAGUUUUUUUUUUUUUUUUUUUUUUUUUAAUUAGUGUCCUACCAACUCCACUCUUUUUCUAUAUAUUUACAUUAAUGUUGAUUAGUGAUGCAAAACUGGUUCGUCUCUCGUCCCCCCUUACAUUCUUCUCCCGCAAAUUUUUCGUUUUUUUUUUUUCAAUUCCGUGUCACUUGGUAACUAAUUAAUUAUGUCCUCGCUUCUCUUGUGUAAUCAUUGAAAACAAAACAACACCUCGGUUGUGUGUCUUCGUGUACAUGGGUUCCGUCUUGUGUUCUCCGACUCCAUUCGUUCCCGUUAGUCAAUUGACAGGUGCAUUAGAACUGGACUAAUUCGUGUUUCAAACUGGUAGUCCUCCCAUUAUACUUUCAGCCCGAAAUUUCCUUUUGAAUCCUCGCUCUCUCUCUCCCUAAUGAUAUAAGCGUGUGUUUGUUCUAAACGAAACAAGCAAACAAACAAACAAACAAACAAACAA